GUUUUUAAAGUUAAAAAUGUCAAUCCGAAAUCUGUAGAGAAUUUCUGCUCCUAUAGAACAAAUUCUUUCCUGCUUAAUCUAAUAAAUUCUUUCAUUCUUUAUGUAUUAUAUUUUUACAGGAUGAAACCAUCAGUAAAGACUAGCAUGUAUAUGACUAUUUUCUUAGUUCUUGCAAUUUCGCAACUUAGCUCAGCAGCCGAGUGCGAUCCUAGCGUGUGCGGCAUAAGGGACUCUAGAAUCAAUUGUAAUAGAGGCUACAGAGCAGUCUUUGCAACCUGUAGUUGCUGUCUUACUUGUGAAAGAGUUCUACAACAAGGAGAACAAUGCGAAGUAAGACGAUCUCAAUACGAAGUGCUUAGAGGAGGAGUAGUCUAUGAAAACUUUACCUACCCCCAUUGUGCCCAAGGUCUAUAUUGCAGUUAUUCCAGAACAUGUCAAAGAAGAAACUUUUAAUUAUUUUACAUUGUUCCAAUCUAAUUUUGAUUUCUAUGAUUACUGGAAAUUUAAAAUUUCCCCUCCAUUGAUUGGAUUAAAGUAAUGUUUCAAAAACUC
Molecule: messenger RNA, 552 nt
Organism: Parasteatoda tepidariorum (common house spider)
Lineage: Eukaryota; Metazoa; Arthropoda; Arachnida; Araneae; Theridiidae
Source: RefSeq, a predicted model, not a curated record